Messenger RNA from Diversispora eburnea, 780 nucleotides. NCBI's taxonomy places the organism in Eukaryota, Fungi, Glomeromycota, Glomeromycetes, Diversisporales, Diversisporaceae. The record is from the annotation of a GenBank genome assembly.
AUGACAAUUAAACCUAUUUCACCCGGUUUAAAGUAUAAAAAAAUUUUAAGAAAUCAUCUGUUUUCGCCUGGAUAUCCGGUUCCAAUCCCUAGUCUGGAUUUGCAACAAACUAGCUGGACUCAUAAAAACUCACAUGAUGUUCAAAGAAUCGUUGGUAAAGGAAAAGGUCAACCAUUACCAAGUAAAGUAGAACUUAAUCCCAAAGAUGGUUCAUCAGAAUCUAUUACGAAACCGAAUAUUUCAAAUGUUGAAAAGGCAACAGUAUCUCAAGAUUAUGAUCAACAAUCAACAUUGGAAAAACCUGAACCAGAAAAAAAAAAAAGAGGUUAUAAAAUAAAUCGAGGUACUCAACCAGGAACAGAUGAUAAAGUAAUUGAAAAUGUAGAAAAUCUAGAUUCUCCAACCAUCAAUAAAGAAGUUGAAGAAGAAAGAAUAUUUCCUGCCGAAACUGAAACCCAGAAACAAGGUCAUCAAGAAGGAGCAAAAGUUAAUUUAGCAGAAGAUUCUUUACCAGGUUGGACAUCUAAAGAAAUGGUUUAUCAAAUUGCAAGGGAAAAUGUAUUAGGUGAUAGAAUUACUGCACUAAAGGUCAAACUAGUUAUGAGAUUAGACACGCUAAAUAGUUAUUUAAAAAAAAUAAAGUAUACUAUAUUAUAUCAUAUAUAUCCCUUUAAUUUACCACGUGAUUCGCAAAAAAUAUUCAUCACACAAUAUUCAUCACGCAAUAUUCAUCACGCUUCUAGUAUACACCUAAUUCAUUUUAUUAAAUAUCUGUUUUAA